Messenger RNA from Sesamum indicum (sesame), 1292 nucleotides. Its product is annotated as acetylserotonin O-methyltransferase. NCBI's taxonomy places the organism in Eukaryota, Viridiplantae, Streptophyta, Magnoliopsida, Lamiales, Pedaliaceae. Gene Ontology annotation, molecular function: protein dimerization activity; O-methyltransferase activity. The record is from RefSeq and is a predicted model, not a curated record.
CUAAACUAUCUUAUACAAUAUCGAUCAGGACGUAGAAGAUGGCAACGAAACCAGUUAAACAAGUAGAUGAAGAAGCGGAGGCACGAGUGGAAAUAUGGAACUAUGUCUUUGGUUUCACUCCGAUGGCAGUAAUGAAAUGCGCCAUUGAACUCGGAAUAGCCGAUGUCCUUGAAAGCCAUGGCGGACCCAUGUCACUUUCUCAGCUAUCUGCUGCUCUUGGCUGCUCAUCUUCUGUCCUUCACCGCAUAAUGAGGUAUUUGACCCACCGUCGAAUUUUUAAGCGGAUGUCCACAAGCCAAGAAUCAGAAAUUAGCUACGUCCAGACGCCGCUUUCCCGUUUGCUCAUAAGCAAUGGAGGGAACAGCAUGGCUGCUUUUGUUCUGAUGGAAAGCAGCCCAGUGAUGCUUGCUCCCUGGCAUAAACUGAGUGCAAGCGCUCUAAUGAAGGGCACUUCAGCAUUUGAGGCUGCACAUGGUGACCAUGUAUGGAAGUAUGCAGCAGAAAAUCCUGGGCAUAGCAAGCUAUUUAAUGAUGGAAUGGCCUGCCAUGCUAGGCUGGCCAUGUCAACAAUUGUCGAUCAAUAUCCUGAGGCAUUUAAGGGGAUAAUGUCAUUGGUGAAUGUUGGUGGUGGAGACGGGACUGCUCUUCACGUUUUAGUGAAGGCAUGUCCUUGGAUUCGUGGGAUUAACUUGGAUCUCCCUCAUGUUGUAUCUGUGGCCCCAAAAUGCCAUGGUAUUGAGCAUGUCGGUGGCGACAUGUUUGAAUUGGUUCCAAAGGCGGAUGCUGCUUUCCUCAUGUGGGUGCUGCAUGAUUGGAGUGAUGAUGAGUGUAUCGACAUAUUAAGAAAGUGUCGAGAAGCUAUUCCAGAGGACAGAGGGAAAGUGAUAAUCGCAGAAGCAGUGAUUGACGAUGAAUUAGGAGAAGAUGAGGACAAAUAUAGAGAUGUUCGUUUGGCAUUGGACAUGGUCAUUCUGACUCACACACAGAGAGGAAAAGAGAGGAGCAUGAGAGAAUGGGAGUAUGUAGUGAAUGGAGCUGGGUUCACAAGGUUCACAGUGAAACCUAUUGAAGACAUUAUAUCAGUUAUUGAAGCGUAUCCAUGACUCAAAUUACACUGCCCAUUAAUGCAUGCACUGCCAUCCUUAUAAUAUAUGUAUCGUCUUGUCAAAUAAUAUGUCUUGUACUUGAAUAUUCUUUAACGAAUAAGCUGUGUGUGCCAUUCCAUAUUUAUGAGGAACACUACUUGUAUUUGUCUAAGUUGUGGAAAUAAUAGAAAUGAAUAAUAUAUAUUA